Messenger RNA from Spirodela intermedia, 120 nucleotides. The record is from the annotation of a GenBank genome assembly. Lineage: Eukaryota; Viridiplantae; Streptophyta; Magnoliopsida; Alismatales; Araceae.
AUGAAUGAAACCAAAAACGCCAAAAUAGGAAUAAGAGAGAGAGAGAGAGAGAGAGAGAGAGAGAGAGAGAGAGAGAGAGAGGAGUACCUGGUCAGCAACAAGCCAAGGAGCCGCCUCUGA